AUGGUCCAUGUCCUCGAAAGGCAAUCUGCGCCGUGGUAUCUGCCGUACCACUGCAGGGGCAUUGUCACUCCCGUCCAGUCCACUUGCAGUUCCACGCUUCCAGGCACCGAGCGACGUGGCGUCGGGAGGGGGCGUGUGCCUGGCAGGCCUCUUCGCUUCGAGCGCAGCACUGACACGACGUCGAUCUACCAAACGACGCUAGCCUCUCUGGAGAUAGCCUUCACUGCUGCACUGGCCAAUCCGAGCCCUUCAAUAGCGGGCUCUAGGCUAAUUCUACAGCCGACGGACACAGCGCGAGGAGGGCACGAAAGCGAGAUCUGGAGCCCACCUUCAGCGAGCGAUGCGGUACCAUUGCCGGAUGUUCCUGGCUAA
Messenger RNA from Parastagonospora nodorum SN15, 372 nucleotides. RefSeq lists its product as hypothetical. The transcript has 3 exons. Lineage: Eukaryota; Fungi; Ascomycota; Dothideomycetes; Pleosporales; Phaeosphaeriaceae. The record is from RefSeq and is a predicted model, not a curated record. Bases 1 to 372 code for a protein of 123 amino acids.